Molecule: messenger RNA, 2913 nt
Organism: Globicephala melas (long-finned pilot whale)
Lineage: Eukaryota; Metazoa; Chordata; Mammalia; Artiodactyla; Delphinidae
Gene: MAD1L1
Product: mitotic arrest deficient 1 like 1
Biological process (GO): attachment of mitotic spindle microtubules to kinetochore; mitotic spindle assembly checkpoint signaling
Cellular component (GO): kinetochore; mitotic spindle; nuclear envelope
Source: RefSeq, a predicted model, not a curated record
GCCGGUGAGACCCGUUAGUGGACGCAGGUUGCUGUGGUUCCAGGAGGGAUCUGCUGGCUGUGGGCUGACCUCGCCCCGCUCUGCCCUUGCGCCCUGGAGAACUGGGACCCAGACGACGGCAUCGCGCCCCGACAGCUCACAGGGCGCUGGGAGGGUAGCUUAGUAGACCGGUUUUUCGCGUUGUUUUAGAGGGCCAGGGGAAAGUAAAAAAGGCAUUCAUUCAGGCAAAUACUGUAGGGGCAAAAUCUGCGGACUAGUCCGGCGGGCUGGAAAGUUUGGCCCUGCGAGGCCACCGUUGGCCGGUGCUGUUCCCACAAUACGGUGCCAGGCAGCCGCCCAGUGGAAGCCUGACCCGCAGAGGCCUGGGCCACGAAGAUAGUCCCACGGGCUGGCCUUUGGUUCCCAGUCCUCUCCGAGCGGGGUCUCCUGCGGGUGGGUGGCUAUGGGGGCGAACACGAAGGCCCCAGGACCCGUUGGUGCGCGGGCCCGGAGUUUUACGGCUUGCCCCGCCCAGGUCUCGCGAGAGCGCAGGCGUACGUCUCGCGAUACGCGGGCGUAAAAGAGGGAGAUCUGAGCAGCGGCGACGGCGGCACGGAGGCUGAGGCGUCUAGAAGGGAAGUGGCCAUGGAAGACCUGGGGGAGAAUACCACCGUCCUGUCCACCCUGAGGUCUUUGAACAACUUCAUUUCUCAGCGAGUGGAGGGAGGAUCUGGACUGGAUGUUUCCACCUCUGCCCAAGGUUCUCUGCAGAUGCAGUACCAACAGAGCAUGCAGCUGGAGGAGCGAGCAGAGCAGAUCCGUUCCAGGUCCCACCUCAUCCAGGUGGAGCGGGAGAAGACGCAGAUGGAGCUGAGUCACAAGAGGGCCCGCGUGGAACUGGAGCGGGCAGCCAGCGCCAGUGCCAGGAGCUAUGAGCGCGAGGUGGACCGCAACCAGGAGCUCCUGACGCGCAUUCGGCAGCUGCAGGAGCGGGAAGCCGAGGCGGAGGGGAAGAUGAAGGAGCAGCUGCAGCGCUACAGGGUGUGCCAGCAGAGCCUGGACGCGGCCAGCAAGAGGCUGCGGGACCAGGAGGACGGCCUGGCCGAAGCCGGCGAGACCGUCAGUGUGCUGAAGGGGAGGCUCUCGGACCUGCAGUGGAGCGUGAUGAACCAGGAGAUGCAGGUGAAACGCCUGGAGUCUGAGAGGCAGGAGCUGAAGGAGCAGCUGGAGCUGCAGCACAGGAAAUGGCAGGAAGCUAACCAGAAGGUUCAGGAGCUCCAGGCCAGCCAAGAAGCACGGGUGGACCAAGAGCAGAGGAUUAAGGAUUUGGAGCAGAAGCUGACCCUGCAGGAGCAGGACGCUGCAAUCGUGAAGAAUAUGAGGUCUGAGCUGGCGCGGCUGCCCACGGUGGAGAGGGAGCUGCGGCAGCUGCGGGAGGAGAACGCCUGCCUGCGGGAGAUGCGGGACACCAACGGGCUGCUCCGGGAGGAGCUGGAGGGGCUGCAGCGGAGGCUGGGGCGGCAGGAGAAGAUGCAGGAAACCCUGGUCGACCUGGAGCUGGAGAAGGAGAGGCUGCUGACGAAACUGCAGAGCUGGGAGAGGCUGGACCAGACCACGGGCUUGAGCAUCAGGACCCCAGAGGACCUGUCCAGGUUCAUCGUGGAGCUGCAGCAGCGCGAGCUCACCCUCAAGGACAGGAACAGCUCCAUCACCAGCAGUGCCCGGGGGCUGGAGAAGGCCAGGCUGCAGCUCCAGGAGGAGGUCCGCCAGCUCAGCAGCCAGCUGCUGGAGGAGAGGAAGAAGCGGGAGAUGCACGAGGCCCUGGCCCGGCGGCUGCAGAAGCGCGUCCUGCUGCUGACGAAGGAGCGGGACGGCAUGCGCGCCAUCCUGGGGUCCUACGACAGUGAGCUGACCCCGGCCGAGUACUCGCCCCAGCUGACCCGCCGCAUGCGCGAGGCCGAGGACAUGGUGCAGAAGGUGCACGCGCACAGCUCGGAGAUGGAGGCUCAGCUGUCACAGGCCCUGGAGGAGCUGGGAGGCCAGAAACAAAGAGCCGACAUGCUGGAGAUGGAGCUGAAGAUGCUGAAGGCCCAGGCGGGCCCGGCCGAGCAGAGCUUCCUGUUCUCCAGGGAGGAGGUGAGCUCGCUCAGGUUGAAGGUUGAGGAGCUGGAGGGAGAGCGGAGCCGUCUGGAGGAAGAGAAGAAGGUGCUGGAGACACAGCUGGAGCGGCUCACCCUGCAGGGGGACUACGACCAGAGCAGAGCCAAGGUGCUGCACCUGAGCCUGAACCCAGCCGGCGCGGCGAGGCAGCGGCUCCACGAGGACCGGCAGCGGCUGCGUGAGGAGUGCGCGCGGCUGCGGGAGCUGGUCCACGCCCUGGAGGCCGGCGGCGCCGUCCCCCCCGACCUGGAGGCCGCCGCGGGGCUGCCCUCGUCCGGGGCGGUGGCAGAGCUGAAGAAGCAGGUGGAGAGCGCGGAGCUGAAGAACCAGAGGCUGAAGGAGGUCUUCCAGACCAAGAUCCAGGAGUUCCGGAAGGUGUGCUACACGCUGACGGGCUACCAGGUGGACAUCACCACAGAGAACCAGUACCGGCUGACCUCCAUGUACGCCGAGCACAAGACCGACUGCCUCAUCUUCAAGGCCGCGGGACCCUCGGGCACGAAGAUGCAACUGCUGGAGACGGAGUUCUCUCGGACGGUGCAGGAGCUCAUCGAGCUGCACCUGCUGCGGCAGGACAGCAUCCCCGCCUUCCUCAGCGCCCUCACCCUUGACCUCUUCAGCCGCCAGACCGUGGCCUAGCCUGCGGCCCCCCGCCCCGGCUGUGCCCCCAACUUCCGAAGGCUUACGAGGCAGCCGGCGGGAGCCCGCUCAGGCCUGGCCCCCCGCCCCGCGCCGGCCGUGCCCCCAACUUCCGAAGGCGGAAGAGGCAGCCGG